Messenger RNA from Oncorhynchus nerka (sockeye salmon), 859 nucleotides. Its product is annotated as fibroblast growth factor 5-like. Gene Ontology annotation, cellular component: cytoplasm. Gene Ontology annotation, molecular function: growth factor activity; fibroblast growth factor receptor binding. Lineage: Eukaryota; Metazoa; Chordata; Actinopteri; Salmoniformes; Salmonidae. The transcript is spliced from 3 exons. The record is from RefSeq and is a predicted model, not a curated record. Gene Ontology annotation, biological process: fibroblast growth factor receptor signaling pathway; cell differentiation; positive regulation of protein phosphorylation. The coding region runs from base 128 to 859 and encodes 243 amino acids.
GUGCACUGGCACUACACACAGAGCUUUUCAGUGAGCUCGGGACACACCACAACAACGCAAUGAUAGAAGAAGAAGAAGAAGUGGCCUAGUGGAGCCAGAGGACUGACAGAGUUUCCUUUUUGGAAGAAUGAAUGUUCCUCUUUCCCUUUUUACCUUUGCUCUGCUGCAGUUGAUUAGCGCCGCUGUGGUCGCCGUCUCCACCGCCGUAGUCGCUGGAUCCCUCGGACACGGUUCCUUGGAAGACCAACUUCUGGAAGCGGGUACAGUCAGUGGUUCCGGACGCAGGACUUGCAGACUGUACUGUCGGGUUGGCAUUGGUUUUCAUCUUCAGAUACACACUGACGGACGAGUUAACGGCAGUCAUGAACCCAAUCGGUUAAGUGUCCUGGAGCUCUUUGCUGUAUCUCAGGGUGUCAUCGGUAUCCGAGGAGUCUACAGUAACAAAUUCCUUUCCAUGAACAAGAGAGGAAGGCUUCACGCCGUGGAGCGGUUCACGGACGACUGUAGAUUCCGGGAGCGUUUCCAAGAGAACAGUUACAACACGUACGCCUCGGUGUUGCACCGGAACCACCGGACGGGACGGGACUGGUACGUGGCCCUGAACAAGAGAGGCAAAGCCAAGAUGGGCUCCAGCCCCAGGGUCAAAUCACAGCACGUCGCCACGCACUUCCUCCCCAGGCUCAACCUGCACGACCUGCAGAGCGAACGAGGCUUCACCAUCACAGACAGGAGUAAAGAGAGGAGGAAAAGCCUCCCGGUGGCACCUCAGCCGCCCUCGCAGCCGAAGAUGAACCUUAAUACAGGAACAGGGAAGAGGGUGCAGACUGUCAAGUACUGGCCAAAGUUUCGGUUUGGAUAG